CUGUCACAGGUUUAAAAGGCAGAGACCAGAACCUCUUCAUUCCAUUGUAGCUCUCCAGUCAGAAUUUGUCAUCAGAUUUUUUCCACAUCAAGACUGUGAAGACUGACCAUGAACAAAGUGCUGUGUUGGUUUCUUGCUGCAUCUGUGCUCUUUGUUGUAGCCGAGUCCUUGACCUGCAACACAUGCAGAUCAGCACUCCUGGGGAUAUGCCUGAUGUCUGAAAAUGUAACAUGUUCACCUGCCCAGCCUAACUGCUACGUAGGCAAAGCAAAGUUUGGCAACAUCGCUGAUUUCAUUGGCUUCUACACCCAGGGCUGCCUGAACACAGUCACCUGUAACACCACCACAACUGGCACCAUUCUGGGUGCCCCCUAUAAUGCCACAUACAGAUGCUGCAGCACAGAUCUGUGCAACGUAUUCGGCGGGGCCAACACGGUGCAGCUCUCCCUGGCCACCAGCGCCGCCCUGCUGCUCUCCCUGUGGAACAGCGUGAGGUGCUAAGGACUGAGGCGGCCCUUCCUCUCAUACUUCCUGAAGCAGUAGUUGACACCACGCACAGCAAGCUCGGACGAAACCUUCCAUUUUGUCCCUGAAUAUGCCAGCCUGUUUAAUCUCGUCUGUGCAACUGCACUUCAGGGCACUGCCUGAAACCCAUGCAUUAAAAAGAAUGAAGCCUUGCAUCUUUCCUACAUUCCAUUUUUCAGGUCAUUCAAUAUAAAAUUGCAAUCAGUUCUAUUUAAUGUUAAUGUAUAAAUAAAUGUAUGAUCAUAUUUUUUUUAUUGGAGACUGAAUUACGUGAUUUUAUACCAUUUUCACUUAAUUUAUACUUUGCUGUGAUUUAACUGUAACCAAUCUAUCGAACAAAUAAACAUUAUCAAUAUUAACAA
Conger conger (European conger) is the source of this 887-nucleotide messenger RNA. RefSeq names its product sperm acrosome membrane-associated protein 4-like. The transcript is spliced from 3 exons. Lineage: Eukaryota; Metazoa; Chordata; Actinopteri; Anguilliformes; Congridae. Bases 109 to 501 code for a protein of 130 amino acids. The record is from RefSeq and is a predicted model, not a curated record.